This is a messenger RNA of Myxocyprinus asiaticus (Chinese sucker), 2595 nucleotides long. RefSeq names its product extracellular calcium-sensing receptor-like. The coding region runs from base 1 to 2595 and encodes 864 amino acids. Gene Ontology annotation, biological process: G protein-coupled receptor signaling pathway. Lineage: Eukaryota; Metazoa; Chordata; Actinopteri; Cypriniformes; Catostomidae. The transcript has 6 exons. Gene Ontology annotation, cellular component: membrane. The record is from RefSeq and is a predicted model, not a curated record. Gene Ontology annotation, molecular function: G protein-coupled receptor activity.
AUGUGGAUCACUCAAUAUAUUUGUCUAUGCCUGACCUUUAACUGUAUCUCUGCAGAUUCAGUACUCAGUUCAGUUAACUGUCAGCUUCUGGGACGCUUCAAGUUGAACGGAAUGUACCAGGACGGAGACCUUGUCAUUGGAGGCCUGUUUGAGGUUCACUUUCUUACAGUGUUCCCAGAGCUGAGCUUCAGAACUGAGCCGGAACCACCAUACUGUGAGCAAUUUGAUAUGGCAAGCUUUCAGCAGGCACAGACUAUGGUUUUUGCAAUAGAAGAAAUCAAUAAAGAUCCCAGCCUGCUGCCUAAUGUCACCCUUGGUUACUAUCUUUAUGACAAUUGUGUGAAGCUUGGAGUGGCAUUCAGGGCUGCUACAGCUCUGGUUAGUGGGAUGGAGGAGUCCUUCUCCAACCUCAACUGCACCGGCCCACCACCAGUAAUUGCUCUUGUAGGGGAUCCCGGUUCCACUCACUCAAUUGCAAUCUCCAGUGUACUGGGGCUGUUCCGAAUGCCCAUGGUUAGCUACUUUGCCACCUGCUCUUGUUUGAGUGACAGGAAUAAGUACCCCUCCUUCUUCAGAACUAUCCCCAGUGAUGCCUUCCAGGUGCAGGCUAUGGUUCAAAUUCUGAGGCAUUUUGGAUGGACCUGGGUUGGCCUGCUCUACAGUGAUGAUGACUACGGCAUUCAUGCUGCUCAGUCCUUCCACCAAGAUGUGCAGCUAUUUGGAGGGUGUGUUGCUUUUUCUGAAAUACUGCCCCGUGAUAACAACCGCAACGAUAUCCAGCGCAUAGUACAAGUGAUUCAGGCCUCUACAGCCAAAGUGUUGGUGGUGUUCUCCACCGAGGCCUAUUUGUUGCCACUGAUGGAUGAGGUGGCAUUGCAAAAUGUGACAGGAAGGCAAUGGAUUGCAAGUGAAGCUUGGGCCACCUCACCUGUGUUUCAAACGCAGCGUCUUUUGCCCUUCCUGGGAGGCACUCUGGGCAUCGCCAUUCGCCGUGGAGAGAUCCGGGGACUUCAUGAAUUUUUGCAACACCUCCGUCCUGACAGCAAUUCCAAAAACAAUAUGGUAAGAAUCUUCUGGGAGAACAUGUUUGGGUGCAGUUUUGAGACAGGAAACAGAGAGAAAGGGGUACAGAGGUGUACAGGGCAAGAGGAUCUGAGCAGCACAGACACAGCUUACACUGAUGUAUCAGAGCUGAGGGCCUCCUAUAAUGUGUAUAAGGCAGUAUAUGCCCUGGCACAUGCCCUCCAUGAUCUGAUGCAGUGUGAGGAGGGGAGAGGGCCAUUCAGUGGGAACAGCUGUGCUGACAUAAACAACCUGCAGCCCUGGCAGGUGGUCAAUUAUCUACAAAAAGUGAACUUCACCACAGGCUUUGGGGACCACGUGUCAUUUAAUAAGAAUGGGGAUGCACUGGCCAUUUAUGAUGUGAUGAACUGGCAGCCAAGUUCUGAUGGCUCAAUAAGGGUCAGCACAGUUGGUGUGGUGAAUGAAGGGGACUCAGUAGGGAGGGUGCUCACACUUGAAGAGAAUAAAAUAUUCUGGAACUUUGAGACCAAAAAACCCCCACAGUCUGUGUGCAGUGAGAGCUGCCCACCAGGCACCAGGCGAGCCAGGAGGAAGGGCCUUCCUGUUUGCUGUUUUGACUGUCUGCCCUGUGCAGAUGGGGAGAUUUCUAGUACAACAGAUUCUAUUGAGUGCACAGUAUGUCCAGGUGACUCAUGGUCCAAUCCAGAACAUACUUACUGUAAUCCCAAAGAAGUGGAGUUUCUAUCCUAUGAGGAUCCGUUGGGCAUCUCGCUGACAACUGCUUCUCUGCUUGGCACCUGCUUCUGUGCUCUUGUAAUGAUUAUCUUCGCCAAUCACCAUAACACUCCUGUAGUACGUGCCAAUAAUUCAGAGCUCAGUUUCCUGUUGCUGCUCUCACUCAAACUGUGUUUCCUGUGUGUCUUACUGUUCAUUGGCCAGCCACAGUUGUGGACGUGUCAGUUAAGACAUGCCAUGUUUGGCAUUAGCUUUGUUCUGUGCGUCUCCAGCAUCCUGGUCAAGACUAUGGUGGUAAUAGCUGUGUUUAAGUCAUCUCGGCCGGAGGGCAAGUCUGCCAUGAAAUGGUUUGGGGCUGUCCAGCAAAGAGGGACAGUCUUGGUCCUCACUGCCCUCCAGGUCGUGAUAUGUGCAGUCUGGUUGUCAACUGCCUCUCCCACACCCCAUAAAAACAGUCAGUAUAUCAGCUCCAAAAUAGUGUAUGAGUGUGCUAUUGGCUCAGUGGCUGGAUUUUCUAUGCUGCUGGGCUACAUUGGUCUGCUAGCAGCAGUAAGCUUCAUGUUAGCCUUCCUUGCAAGGAACCUUCCAGAUCAUUUUAAUGAAGCCAAAUUCAUUACCUUCAGUAUGUUGAUCUUUUGUGCUGUGUGGAUUGCAUUUGUUCCAGCGUAUGUCAGCUCACCAGGGAAAUAUUCUGUGGCUGUUGAGAUUUUUGCCAUUCUGGCUUCCAGUUUUGGAUUACUCGUGGCUAUAUUUGCCCCAAAGUGCUACAUCAUCCUUUUACAUCCAGAAAGAAACACUAAAAAAGCAAUCAUGGGUAGAGCCACACAAAAAAAAUAA